Molecule: messenger RNA, 1650 nt
Organism: Blepharisma stoltei
Lineage: Eukaryota; Ciliophora; Heterotrichea; Heterotrichida; Blepharismidae
Source: the annotation of a GenBank genome assembly
AUGGGAGACGAGGAAAUCCCUGAUUGUUGAGAAGAUCUUGAUGCUCAGAUUCCCGAAAGUGUUGUAGAAGGAGCUAUUAAAGUCGCAGAUUUUGAUUUUACUUCGAGUCAUCAAAAUAACGAUCGUCCUUUAAAUAUGCAGGAUGCAAAUCUCUCCCAAAUGGAUCACAAUUCUUUAUCAUUCCAGCAUUAUUCCCAACAAAAGACAGAAAAGCCCAAAGCAAACUCAGAAGAAAAGAAAAUCCCAAAACCCCGCAAAAUUGAGCCAGAAUCAGUCCCAGCAAUCAAUAAAGAUGGCUUAAUUUCGUCACUUAUUGAAGCAAAUAAAUCACUAGAAAUUAAGCUUGCUGAGCCAGAUAGCCGAGACCCUGUAAACUUAGUUUUCAUAGGGCACGUCGAUGCAGGAAAAUCAACAGUAUGUGGCAAUAUUUUGCUUAAAACAGAAAAAAUUAAUCGAAGAGUAGUCGAACAGUAUGAGGAAGAAGCAAAAGAAAACAACAGAGAAAGCUGGUGGUUAGCUUAUAUUAUGGAUAUCAGUGAAGAAGAAAGAAUAAAAGGCAUAACUAUUGAGGUUGGCAGAGCAUUUUUUGAAACAGAUUCAAGAAGAUUUACUAUUUUAGACGCCCCUGGACAUAAAAGUUAUGUUCCAAAUAUGAUUAGUGGUGCUGCCCAAGCCGAUGUGGCUGCAAUCGUUAUUUCAGCAAGAAAAGGGGAGUUCGAGUCAGGAUUCGAAAGAGGAGGACAGACAACUGAACACACUAUCUUGGCAAGAGCAAUGGGGGUCAAAAAUUUUAUUGUGUUGGUCACCAAAAUGGAUGACCCUUCAGUUGGCUGGUCUCAAGAAAGAUUUGAAUUCAUCAGAGCUUCUUUUUCACAAUUUUUAAGAUACACAUGCAAAAUUGUUGAUGAAAAUAUUUUUUGGGUGCCAAUAAGUGGAUUACUUGGCUUAAAUUUGAAUGAAAAAGUGCCAGCUGAUGUUUGUCCUUGGUAUCAAGGAUUAUGCUUAUUUGAACUCCUUAAUGUUAUUCCUUUACCUGAAAGAAAUUCGAAUGAGUCAUUAAGAAUCCCUAUUUUGGAUAAAAUAAAGGAUGUAGGUCUAAGUGCUUUAGGCAAAGUAGAAAGAGGAACUGUAGUGAAAGGACUAAAAACGAUGAUUAUGCCUAUUGAAUCAGAAGCGGAAAUCCAAGAAUUAUAUGGCCCUGAGGAUGCAAAGUUUAUGUAUGCAAAAACAGGAGAAAAUUUAAGACUGAAGCUAAAGGUCGGUGAAGGCGUAGAAAUCCAGCCUGGAUAUGUCCUAUGCGAUAUUCAUGAUGUUUGCAAUGUAGCCACAGAAUUUGAGGCAGAUUUAAUUCUUUUUGAUCUUUUACCUCAAAAAAUGCUUGUUUGCCCAGGCUAUGAGUGUGUAAUUCAUCUCAACAGUAUUCUUCAAGAUUGCCAAGUAACUCAAGUUAUAGCCAGAUAUGACGAGAAUAAGCAUAAAAAAAUUAAAGUCGAUUUUUGUAGAGGGAAUUCUAGAGUUAUUGUCAGGCUAUCUACGCCGACUCCUAUCUGUGUUGAGAGAUAUGUAGAUUUCCCACCUUUAGGCAGGUUUACUUUGAGAGAUGAAGAUACCACAAUAGGAAUUGGAAAAAUUACAAACCUCUUCCUAUAG